Cucurbitaria berberidis CBS 394.84 is the source of this 3162-nucleotide messenger RNA. RefSeq lists its product as uncharacterized. Bases 265 to 2808 code for a protein of 847 amino acids. The transcript is spliced from 2 exons. The record is from RefSeq and is a predicted model, not a curated record. NCBI's taxonomy places the organism in Eukaryota, Fungi, Ascomycota, Dothideomycetes, Pleosporales, Cucurbitariaceae.
UCGUGCAGCAGCAGCGUCGGUCGACGUCCUCCUCCCUAGGCAGGCCAGCCGUCUGUUUACAAACACGCCUAGCCGUCGCCCCUAGUCCCUCACUGCAUCCCGUCGCUUCUGCCCCGCCGCCGUUGCUGGGACCGGUCAACUACACCCCACCACUCACCGUCACCCUCCCGUCAGCCUUCCCUCUCGACCCUCUAGGGAUACCGGACUCGGCCGUUCUCUGGUAGAAGGGGCUCGAGUACGGUACCGCAGACGCCAGCCAGCCUCAUGCCGUUAGUCAUAGCCCUCCCCCAUCGUCGCGCAAUGCCCCGUCCCUCGCAGUCUCAGUCGCAGUCUUCACGGCGGUCGCUUUCGCGCCACCCUGUCCACCGCCGCUCUGCUGUUUCCUCGUCUUCGCGCACCACUCGCUCCACAGCCCCGUCCAGCGUUUCCAUUUCCCCCUCGCGACACGUAAAAGGCGACACUAACGUCACCAUCAGACUCCGUAAAGGAAUCACUGUCAACCACACCACGGGCGCCGAGUACUAUACCGACGAGGAAGACUCGUCUGGCGUGCAAGUCUCGUCUGGUAGCCAGGGAGACUACACGGACGAAUCCGACGAAGAAGAAGAAGAAGAAGACGAGGAAGACGUCGAGGACGACGAGUGGGACUCGUGUGGUGACUACAUCGACGAGAUCCAGCCCUCAGACUCGGCCUCGCGCCCUCAAGUGAAGCGCCACGUCGUCCCUGCUCCCGCCGCACCACCCCCGCGACCCAAGCCUGCUCAUCGCGCCUCCUCGAGACACGCAGUACCCGUCUCAGACCCGCCCUCGCGCCACAGGAGCCGCAGCAGAACCACACUGGAGCCUGAACACCGCCCGCGACGGCGACGGCGCCAAUCCGUCCAUGCGGAUAGCCUCGAAGACCAGGACGACUACCCCUACGCGCCGUCUGCUCGCGGCGCCCCCGCGCCUCCCCCUCCUGGUCACCCCAGUCAAGGCUGGGGUCACAUACCGCAGCCCGCUCCCAACGGCUAUGCACCCAGCAUGAUGUCUGACCCUCGCUUCCACGGCUACCCAGGCGGCGCACAGUCGCCCGCAGGCCAAUUAGUUCCCUUUGGCCACGAGCCUUUCUACGCUCAGAACCCCUUUUCGCCCAAUGGACAGAACCCUUUCACGCAGCCUCCCCCUCCAGGUGCAGGUAGAGACCCCAACAACCCCUACUUCCCGGAGUAUCCCCCCGAUCAUCGUCAAGGCCGCCGCGGUCACCGCAACUCAAUGCCACCGGCACCGCAAGGAGAGAUGAUGCCCUUCUCGCCCAUGGGCUACUAUCCUCCGUACGGCGCGCCCUAUGGCAUGCCGGGAAUGCCUCCCAUGUAUCCACCAUACGGACACCCGCAGCACCCAUCUCCUCCGCCGCAGCACCCUCCGUCGAAGAGGGCUACUCCCAAGCCGCAGCAUCACGAGGAGGAACAGCAUGCGCCCCCGCCUCCUCCGCCACCAGCACAGACCCCAGCGAUGCAGAUGCAAGUGCCCAUGCAGAUGCAGAUGCCCAUGCCCAUGCCCAUAAUGCCUGCACCACCUCCGCCACCCGAUCCAAAAGAAGACGGUAUGCUCUCAAAGCUCGAGAGGCUGCUACUCAACAAAGCAGAAGACGACGAAAAGGCAGCAGAGCAAGCUAGGAAGGAUGCGGAAGCGGCCAAGUUCGCUCGUCUUGAGAAUCUGCUCAUCUCCCAGCAAGAAGCCCGCAUCGAGAAGGAUAAGGCCAAGAAGCAAGCAGCCGAAGAUGCUGCAAAAGCCGCAGCGGAUGCUAAGAAGGCUGGCGACGAAGACAAGCUCGAGAAGCUCGAGAAGCUUAUUCUCGCCCAAAAGGACGAGCAACUGAAGAGGGAGGCGGCAGCAGACGCGGCUCGUGCAGCUGACAAAGCGGCGGCAGACGCAGAGGCCGCCAAGAUUGCAGCAGAUAAGAAGGCGGCCGCUGAAUCAGCUAAGCUUCUACUUGAGGCAGCCCAAAAGGCCCGGGAGGAAGCGGAGAAGAAGGCUGCGGCAGAUGCUGAAGAGACGAAGAAGGCACAUGAGAAGGCGCUCGCUGAAGCCAAGGCUGCGGCAGAUGAGCUCGAGAAGGGCAAGAAGGCCGCGGAAGAAGAGGCAGCGAAGCUGAAGCCAUCCGACGCACCCAAGGCGCCGAUCAAGUUCAAAGAUGCCGUCGGCCGCAAGUUCAGCUUCCCAUGGCACUUGUGCAAGUCCUGGAAGGGCAUGGAAGAACUCAUCAAGCAAGCCUUCCUGCACGUAGAUGUUAUUGGCCCCCACGUUCAUGAAGGCCACUACGACCUCGUCGGCCCCGACGGCGAGAUCAUCUUGCCCCAAGUUUGGGAAACCAUGGUACAGCCUGACUGGACUAUCACGAUGCACAUGUGGCCAAUGCCUGAUCCUCCUCCACCACCUCCAGAGCAACCGAAAGAUUACGGUAUUCCGCCUAUUAUGCCCGAUGCAGCAGCCUUCUUAUCGCGCGAUCUUCCUCUGGGGAAGAGCAAGAGCAAGAGAGACAAGAGUAGAAAGCGUGAGUCAGUUCACCACCAUGCACACGUGGUGCAAGUGCCUCCAAUGCCUCCUCCUCCCCCAGGAGCUGCUAUGGGAAUGCCUCCCCCUCCUCCCCCUCCGCCUGGUGCUCCUGGUGGCGGCGCGCCACCCCCACCACCUGCUGUUGUCGUCAUGCCCAGUGGCGGCUCAGGUGGAGGCUCUUCCCGCAAGAAGCCCGCCCCAUCACCGUUCUUCAGGUGGGCUGCUGGCGGCAACAAUGCGCGCAAGGAUUCGAAGAAAAAGAAGACAUGAGCGUUGUUCGCACGAGACGUUUCCGCACAUGCACAUGCACAACAUGUCAAAUGAAUGGCUCUUUGCUGACUUUGACUUGUAGUGCUGGAGGUAGAGUGGGAUCAAGCCGACGACGUACGCAUCGUAAGAAGAUACUGGCCCGUGAACUACCGGUGAAGGCAUUACAGUCAAUCUACGAUUGCUUUGCUGGUGCCGUUAGUAGCUUUUCGCUAUCGUUAUCGCGCUGCUGUGUCGCUGGUCGAUCCCAUUCCUUUUUCAGCCUUGCAUUGUCGGUCCGUAACGCUGUUUAUGCAUGCCAUGCUUUUGCUUCACGAAUUACCGUCUCCGUCAGUAGUAGCUUGAGGUCUUAUCUCG